ACCACAGAUCCCAGAGGCUCCCGGCUGAUGACAGUUAGCCCCCUAGUCCGGAGAUCCAGGCUCCCACUUCCUUGAAACGUGAUGCUUCUGCUUUUCAGUAAAGCGGCUCUUUUCUGCCGGCUUGCAAUAGGAGCUCAGCCGGCGCUGUGUACUUGUACACAAGCGAGAGGGAACGAGCCGGUCAGCUUGCCCAGCAGCCUCUUCUCUCUCUCUCUCUCUUCUUCUCUCGCUCUCUCUCUUUCCUCCCUCCUCUUUCUAACCCUCACUUGCCAAGCUAGGGUCCUGCUUAAUGAUUUUGAGAGAAACACACAGCCCCUGAUUCAGGCUAGCUGAGGGAAAGCAAGCAGGCUUUUUUUGUGUGUGUUUGUGGUCGCUGCACUGGGAAAGGGGAGGAAAAGCGAGAGGCAGCCGGCGGGCGGACGUCCUUGUCCUUGAAAAACUGCACCAGAGAACUCUUUGAGGGAAGCCAGGAUCCAGCGCUGCUCUGCAGAAUGUCCAGCAAGGACCGCCACAUUGAGUCGAGUUGCCCCUCCUACAUAAAGACAGAACCUUCCAGCCCCGCCUCACUGACGGACAGCGUAAAUCACCACAGCCCCGGCGGCUCCUCAGACGCCAGCGGUAGCUACAGCUCCACCAUGAACGGCCAUCAGAACGGUUUGGACUCACCCACUCUUUACGGCCCAACUGGUGCUCUUGGUCCCAGCGGAGCCGGAGCCAAGCGUUACGAGGACUGCUCCAGCACCAUCACAGAGGACUCGCAGAUUAAAUGCGAGUAUAUGCUGAACUCCAUGCCCAAGCGCCUGUGUCUGGUGUGCGGGGACAUCGCCUCUGGCUACCACUACGGCGUUGCCUCCUGCGAGGCCUGCAAGGCCUUUUUCAAGAGGACCAUUCAAGGAAACAUCGAGUACAGCUGCCCCGCCACCAAUGAAUGUGAGAUCACCAAACGCAGAAGGAAGUCCUGCCAAGCCUGCCGCUUCAUGAAGUGUCUGACUGUCGGCAUGAUGCGAGAAGGCGUUCGACUGGACCGUGUGCGCGGUGGAAGACAGAAGUACAAACGCAGGAUAGAUGCAGAAAACAGCCCCUAUUUGAACCCUCAACUGGCUCUGCCGCCCAAAAAGCCAUUCCCCUUUGGCUGCCUUGCAGAUAACAAGAUUGUGUCUCACUUGCUGGUGGCGGAGCCUGAGAAGAUCUACGCCAUGCCUGACCCCACAGUGCCCGACAGCGACAUCAAAGCCCUGACCACGCUCUGCGACCUGGCAGACAGGGAACUGGUGGUCAACAUUGGCUGGGCCAAGCAUAUCCCAGGGUUUUCCACACUUUCGCUGGCGGACCAGAUGAGUCUCUUGCAGAGCGCGUGGAUGGAGAUCCUGAUCCUGCGUGUAGUCUACCGCUCACUGUCUUUUGAGGACAAGCUGGUCUACGCUGAAGACUACAUCAUGGAUGAGGAUCAGUCCAAGCUGGCCGGCCUGCUCGACCUGAAUAACGCCAUUCUUCAGCUGGUGAAGAAAUAUAAGAGCAUGAAGCUGGAGAAGGAGGAGUUCGUCACUCUUAAAGCUAUAGCCCUGGCUAACUCAGAUUCCAUGCAUAUAGAGGACGUGGAAGCUGUGCAGAAACUCCAGGACGUGUUGCACGAGGCCCUGCAGGACUACGAGGCGGGCCAGCAUGCAGAGGACCCGCGCCGGGCCGGCAAGCUGCUCAUGACCCUGCCUCUGCUCCGGCAAACGUCCACCAAGGCAGUGCAGCACUUCUACAGCAUCAAACAGGACGGCAAAGUGCCCAUGCACAAACUGUUUUUGGAGCUGCUGGAGGCCAAGGUCUAACUCCGCCCCCCCGGCCCCGCGUUAUACCGACAGAGAGCUGGAGGGGGUACGUCACUGACUCCGCCCCUUCACCGGGCAGACACUGACUAACUCUCUGCCGCUGUUCAUGAAACCUUUGUCUAUAAACUUUAUCAAAUAAUAACUAAAAACAUAACCGUAAUGGUACUUCUAAUUACUGACAAUGAUACGUAAAUAUAAGAAUGAUUUAAAAUGUGAUUAUUGAGAAAAAUAUGAAGUGGAAAAAAAUGACUGCUCUCAUUAUUCAGCAGUGGGACUUGAAACCAGCCGUUGACUUGUUCUUCUCGAAAAUCUGAUGCUGACUUUUUUUGUGCUUUUGAAACAUUUUGUUGAUUUUCAAAAGAGAAUUACUGGAGCCAAGAAAGACCAGCCCUGCCAAAGGAAGGAGGUCCACCCGAUGGACACCAGCAAGCGAAACUUUCCCCAAACUGUACCGUCCAGCUCCCAUGUUGCUGAAGGAAUCUAGGAAUCGACCCUCUUUACCAUAAGAGUGUGGCGUAGUGACUAUGUGCAGUAUUACAUUAGAGGUCCUCGGAGCAGUUUAGCCAAACGGAGAUUUUCACGUCUUUGAAGAAGCUGCUCCUCACCAUUAUGUAGCCAUGCGGAUUGAUCAUGUGUGUGUCACUCCCUUGUCCUUUUCUUUCAAGUCUUCCAAACACGUCUAGCCUCUUUUAAUGAUUUCAUUUCAAUCUUUUCAGGGAAUAGCCGAAGCUUUAGUCUCUCAUGCAAUACCGAGCAAAGAUGAAUCGCAGUGGUCAAGGAACAGACUCAUUUAUUUAUUGACUUUAUUUUAUUAUGUUUUAUUUGAGUGUAUUUUUACUGUAAUGAAGGAUGUAAAUAUAUGGUAUGGUCAUCAAACACGAUGUUUCUUCAUAUAAUGUUAAUAAUAGAUCGUUAUGUUUUUCUACCGACCGCCGUGUUGCGCGAUUUACGAACCAUGAAGAUGAAAACCUGCUAUCUUCUCUAAGCAAUAGAUGUUUAAAAAGUGGAGGUGUAUAUGUAUGCAAUUUUUGUUUGCUUUUUUUUUUUCUUAGUGCCACACUUACUUGGGAAAAUGAAUUUCCAGAAGCUUUCGCGUUUCUGUCUGUGCUUGUCAUAAGAUGAUAGAUUACAUACAUGAUAUGGCCAGGAGGACCAUAACCAUUAUCUCAAGUCAAUUAUAUAUGCAUAUAUAUUAACGUCAGCCUCGAAAUUCUAUUGACAUUCUUUCAUAAUAAAGCAGUAUUUGAACUUUGUUAAGCAAAAUAGCACUUAGGGAAGACGGAGAAACAUCGUAGAUUUAGUUUCACGAUGGUCCUGAUUUUUUUUCUUUUCUUUUUUUUUUCUUUUUUUUUUUUUAGUGCCAGAGAUAUCAUACACAUGAUGUAAUCUUCUUCCAAAUGACAUUUUUAGCAGAGAGGCUCAAGUAUCAAAGCAAGCGAUCCACAGCCUUCAUCAGAAAUAUGUCAGUAUUAGUAUGGGGUAUUUUCUGAUUAUUCUUAAGCAUUGUAUAUUGUAAAUGAACAGAUUAAAAAUCUAACCUAAGACAUUUUAUUGGAACAGAUCAAAGAAGAAAAAAAAAAAGAAUGAAAAAUUAACAAAAAAAUGUAGUUCAGCUUCUUGGUGUUUCAUGUCUGCUGUGUUUUUCUGAAACAUCUCUGUUUUUUUCCCCUUUCUGUCACACGCAAAAGAUGUAGUGUACUACCCGUGGAGAUUCGGUUUAUCUUCUUUCUUUUUUCUUUUCUAAUUUUAGUUCAUUUUUUAGAGACAGGGUAGGAUUAGAGACAAUACUGGAUGUAUGAAUCCUCAGGAGCAAGAUGAUGGGUUCUCAAAUAACCUUCUGAAAAAAAAAGACUCUUCCUAGUUACCGCAGAUCAACCGAUCAACGAUCAAUAUAAUCUAUGCUGAUAUAUAAGUGAAUAUUUAAAAGGAGGUGCAUUAUAUGUACAAGAGACCAUCUGUGUAACUCCGAUCUUGUAGACUAACACUGUAUAUCAUAGGUUACGAUGAAAAAUAUGCUUUGAAAUAGUACCCUUUUUCUUCCUUUUCCCCUCUUUUUCUGAUUUUCCUUCUCUUAACAAAAUGCUGUACAUAAGGCCUUCAUGCUGAACUCCAUUGGUAUAUAUCUUGACUCUUUAAGGUUGCAAAGGGAAGAAACAUUUUUGUUUGUUUUGGUGUAAGAUCGGUUUUCAAAACUAUCACUUUGACUUUGUGUGCUUAAUAAAAAUGACGGAAAAAAAGAUGAAAGAACAGAUCAUUUUUUAAGACGAACGAGGGUUUUUAGUUGCUUUUCUCAGUCUUGUUCUAUAAAUACACUGUAUCUAUCAUUAGCUAUUCAAAUCUCUUAAUAGAUUGUGCUUUGGAAAGGUUAGUGUAACGUAACUAGAUCUUAUCGCUCAUGGCAACUCAUCAGAUGGUCAAAACAUGGGGUUGGGAGGGAGGGUCUUGCUGUUAAGAAGAUGUUGGCACUCAAAUUUUUCACGUGAUCAACUCCUGGCAGAUGAGGUGCUGUUUUCUCUCUUUAAUUUUUUUUUGUUUCCUUUUCUUUUGUGUUGUCUUUACUCUGAGGUGAUCACGAUGGAAAUGAAGCGAUAUGAAACUAGAUAAGCUUUCUAAUUCUGGUCAGUUUUGUAAGAUUUCAUUAAAAACGAGAGCAAGUGGUCCUGAUCUACACUCAGUCUUUCAGAUAUGCAUUUUUUCCAAGUUGCUUUUAGUGCAGAAAAUGAAAAACGAAAUACUUUUAUGACACGUACUGUGUAAUUUUGGACAAAAAAUGGUACACAGACCUCUCGAACCAUUUAAAGACAAUUUUACUGUCUUUUAACACUCAUCUAUCCAGCAUAGAAAUGAAAGUGUAAUUAAUCCGUACCCACAAUGACUUUUUUUUAGAGAUAUUUUCUUAUUUAAAGCAAUAUGACGGUGCAGUUGUUGUGCAAUGCGAUUCAAUUAGUGAUCAAAUGCUGUAUCUAUUGGACUAUUUUGCAAAUUAUAGGAUUAAGGAUGAACAAAUGUACAAACAACUGCUAUUUUUCAAUGUUGAAGAGAUUCUAGGUGUUGGUUGUAUUUAUUCAUGCAUUGACACGUCUGCCAAACGCAUCUAGGCUUCCUGGCAGUCUAACAUAGAAACCAGUGAAGGAAGGACAAGAUCCAGAGGAAGGGGAAAGAAUAAAAGAGCAUUUGAGAAGCUUCUAUGAUCAGUAUGAUAAUGAUAUAUUUCAACCCAGCAGUUGCUGAAACAACCUGUAGUGAGAAUCAUGUCUGUAGUUUUUAGAUGUGCUCCACAUCGGUAAAACUAUUAACUGUAUAUUUUUGUGAUGUGCAUCAUUACAGUGUGCUCCAAACAAUAUGUCCAUUUGUGUAAAUGUAUUUAUUUUACAUUGUAUAUAUUGUUCAAUGCAAAAAGAGAGACCUAUGAUUCUGUAACUACGAUCAGUUCAGAUGUGUAACUCCAAUUAUGCCUUUCAGGAUAAUAGUAGAGCAAUAUUAAACAUGCUUCCAGUUU
Messenger RNA from Ctenopharyngodon idella (grass carp), 5319 nucleotides. It is a transcript of the gene esrrga, whose product is annotated as estrogen-related receptor gamma a. Gene Ontology annotation, biological process: regulation of DNA-templated transcription. Gene Ontology annotation, molecular function: sequence-specific DNA binding; zinc ion binding; nuclear steroid receptor activity. Gene Ontology annotation, cellular component: nucleus. Lineage: Eukaryota; Metazoa; Chordata; Actinopteri; Cypriniformes; Xenocyprididae. The record is from RefSeq and is a predicted model, not a curated record. The coding region runs from base 492 to 1820 and encodes 442 amino acids. The transcript has 7 exons.